CCUCUCUUCCUCUUUUCUUCACCUUGCUUGGUAAGAAACAAGCACUCACCUAUCCAGCUCAGCCAUCAUUAAUUAUAUCUGGUACUGUAACUCAUCCCUCCUAUACAUAGAGUGAAAAGGCUUUGUUUGAUAUGGCACCCAUCAUUGCAUCCAUCAAGAACUUUAUCCGUCACGGCCAUAAGAAGCACAAGAACAGUAAUCUUACAUCUUCUCCCACUACUUCCAUCUCCACUGCCACUGCUACUGCUACUCCUAUUGUUGCUUCUGCUACUCCUAUUGCCACUACCGUUCCAUCCAGUACUAUGCAAUCCCGCGAUUCCGGUACUGCUCUCAACUCUGCAUCCAACUCACCUCCGCCCUCACAUCGUAUCAAGGAAGACAUGAACCACCGUCAACAACAACAUCAACACCAUCACUCUCCUGCACGCACUACCAUUCGGUCUCACUCGGCUCCUAAAAUGUCAACCACAGUCCGUUCCAGGAGCAUAUCUCCUAACCGUGCUGCUGCUGCGGGUGUCGAUAUCUACCCCUGCAGUAAUGAGAUCCAUAAUGGUCAGCGCGAUAAAGAUAUGUCAGCUAUGCGACACUUUAAUGGCACACCUGCCAAUCAUACACAGAAGGUUCAACAACAGCAUGUACAAAAGCAUACACAACAACAGAAGCCUAGCAAAAAUAACAAGCAGACUAAUAACCAUGGAGGUACUACCGCCUUCGGUGUUAAUAGCAACACAGAGACAGCAACAAGGAUGGUUGCCCAGGCGAAUCAACAAAAGAAUAUGUUACCUGUGUAUCCAGGCCUCGAACGAUUCACUUUACUCGAGAAGAUGGGAGAUGGUGCUUUCAGUAAUGUCUUCAAGGCCCAUGAUACAAAGACCGAUCGUAUUGUUGCUGUCAAGGUUGUUCGCAAGUUCGAUAUGAAUGCCCAACAGAACAAGCAUCUUCACCGUGAUAUGAAAAAGAAGCCGCGUGUUACUGAGCGAGCCAAUAUUCUUAAGGAAGUCCAGAUUAUGCGUCAGCUUCAACACCCUAAUAUUGUUCAGUUACACGAGUUCUUCGAAUCAGACGAGUAUUAUUUCCUUGUUUUAGAACUUGCCACUGGUGGAGAGCUCUUCCAUCGUAUUGUCAAGUUGACCUACUUUUCUGAGGACUUGGCACGCCAUGUAAUCAUUCAGGUAGCCCAUGCGAUCCGUUAUCUCCAUGAGGAAAAAGGUGUUGUCCAUCGUGAUAUUAAACCUGAGAACAUCCUAUUCGAGCCUAUCCCUAUCAUUCCAUCGCCUCCAGGCUACAAACCUGAUGAGGAGGACAAAGAGGAUGAGGGCAUCUUCCAACCCGGCAUUGGAGGUGGCGGAAUUGGUCGUGUCAAGAUUGCAGACUUUGGCCUGUCAAAGAUUGUCUGGAACGAGCAAACUAUGACUCCUUGUGGAACCGUCGGAUAUACAGCUCCAGAGAUUGUCAAGGAUGAGCGAUACUCCAAGUCUGUCGAUAUGUGGGCUCUUGGCUGCGUUCUUUAUACCCUCCUUGUUGGUUUCCCACCCUUCUACGAUGAGAGCAUCCAAGCUCUGACUGAAAAGGUUGCUCGCGGACAGUUUACGUUCUUGAGCCCCUGGUGGGACGAAAUAUCUUCUGAAGUCAAGAAUCUUAUCUCUCAUUUGCUCUGUGUAAACCCAAGCGAACGAUAUACGAUCGACCAAUUCUUGGCCCACCCAUGGAUCAAGGCUGGACAACCCGAGCUUCUAAAGGAAGCAACCAACCCUAAUGUGCCACAAAUCAUGGUUGACUCACCAGCACCUGCCCUGGUUGAAAACAAGGUUUUGGCUAAUGUGGCGGCAAUGACUCCUGACUAUAAUGCCCCGAAAACACCAAAGACUCCAUACAAGCGUAGGGCGGAGAACCCAUUAUCACCUGGCAUUGGUCUUCGAGAAGUAUUUGAUGUCUCGAAUGCUGUUCACCGAAUGGGAGAAGAGUCGCGCCGUCGACAUACUCCUCAGCCUUCGGGACUCCAUCCUACGGAUGCUCGUCAGCGCCAGGCAUUUAUGACGCGGCUGAAUGAGGAAGAAGAGAUCGGAUCAGAUGAGUCCGGAUCUAUUUCAGCCACGAGUGAGGAUGAGGCUAUUGCCGCGGGUAUGGAGGAUGUACGUAUCACCGGACACAGACAUUAUAAUCAAGACCCCAACACUUUACACAGACAACAGAAAGAGUACCAGCGCGCCCAAGAGCAAAUUGCAGCUGAGAAGCACCACAAAUACCUACGACAGCAGCAGCAAGCUGGUCAGGCAGUCCCUUCGCAUCUUGUCCCAUCGUCCAUCACUUCAGGUGCUGCACGAUAUCAUCCCACGUCAAAUGUAUAUUCAAGUGGUCGGUCAAGUAAUAUGACUUCAGGAACCUCGAAUAGUACUUCAACUUCCUCAGGGAGCCGUCGCCGUCGCGCCGGAUUCGAGCUGAACAUUGAUCACGCUACAUUACUAAAGCGUCGUGCUAAGCAGAUGCAGCCUCAUCAUCUUACUCAGACUAUUGAAAGUGGAGAUCAGGUGAUGAGGCAACAAGCACCCCCAGUGGCUGUAUGAACUUAAACUAUUUCAACUGCCUCUUGUUGUUUUUUGUUUUUCAAAUUAUGUAUUCUAGUUGUCAAUCUUUUUAGUUUUUUAUCUUGUGCACACGUUUUGUGUCUGUAUUAUAUAUCAUGGAGCUAAUAAAAAAGCG
Lobosporangium transversale is the source of this 2700-nucleotide messenger RNA. RefSeq names its product kinase-like domain-containing protein. Bases 132 to 2564 code for a protein of 810 amino acids. Lineage: Eukaryota; Fungi; Mortierellomycota; Mortierellomycetes; Mortierellales; Mortierellaceae. The record is from RefSeq and is a predicted model, not a curated record. Gene Ontology annotation, biological process: protein phosphorylation. Gene Ontology annotation, molecular function: ATP binding; protein kinase activity. The transcript is spliced from 5 exons.